CUGUAGAGGAUGAUCAACAGGCUGUGUCCUGCUGAGUGUAGCACACACAGCGGUCCGGUUAAACCUCUACUCUUUACAGUCAACAUCAGUACUGGGAACCCUUUAUGCUGUAGUGUUGUCUUGUGUUUGUUGAACCGGGGGUAGAUAGAAACAGAUAACUGCAUAGACGUUGCUUAUUUAACUAGAAGAAGCAGAUUAGUUGGAGUCCGUGUUAUGGAUGAGGUCCGGCCUACCAGCGGAGCUCCAGCCCCCGGACUGGUGCCGCUGUUUCCCCCAGGACUGCAGGCCAUCUACGGGGAAUGCCGGCGACUUUACCCCGAGCAGGCCAACCCGCUGCAAGUCACAGCCAUUGUGAAAUACUGGUUAGGAGGACCUGACCCCUUAGACUACAUCAGUAUGUACAGGAGUACGGGCUGUGCAGCUCAGGACAUCCAGGAGCAUUGGCACUACGUCAGCUUUGGACUGAGUGACCUGUAUGGGGAUAAUAGGGUUCAUGAAUUCUCAGGGGCAGACGGGCCUAGUGGGUUUGGUUUUGAGCUCACUUUUAGACUCAAAAGAGAGACGGGAGAGACGGCACCACCAACCUGGCCAGCUGAACUCAUGCAAGGCUUGGCUCGCUAUGUGUUCCAGUCAGAAAACACAUUUUGUAGUGGCGACCAUGUAUCGUGGCACAGUCCACUAGACAACAGUGAAUCUCGUAUCCAGCAUAUGCUGCUCACAGAAGACCCACAGAUGCAUCCAGUUCAAACGCCAUUUGGCUCAGUGAGCUUUCUCCAGAUUGUGGGUGUUUGUACAGAGGAGCUACAGGCGGCUCAACAGUGGAACGGCCAAGGCAUCCUGGAGCUGAUGCGUGGAGUCAGAGUAGCUGGUGGUCCCUGGCUAAUCACAGACAUGAGGAGAGGGGAGACCAUUUUUGACAUUGAUCCACACCUACAACAGGACAGAGUGGACCAGGGUAUCGAGACAGAGGGCUCUAACCUGAGUGGGGUCAGCGCCAAGUGUGUGUGGGAUGAUCUGAGUCGACCGCCAGAGGACGAGGAGGACAGCCGAUCCAUCUGCAUAGGAUCACAGCCACGGAGGCUCUCAGAGAAAGACACAGAGCAGAUCAGGGAGACCCUGAGAAAAGGACUGGAGUUUAACAGCAAGGCGGCACUACCACCCAUCAGCAGCCAGAGACAGAGCCAUGAGAGGCCUCAGAGUCGGAAGGACAGUUUGGAGAGUGAGAGUUCAGCAGCCAUUGUUCCUCAUGAGUUGGUCCGAACACGACAGUUGGAGAGCGUCCAUCUGAAAUUCAACCAAGAGUCAGGCACACUGCUGCCCCUCUGCCUGCGGGGCCGGCUGCUCCACGGGAGACACUUCACUUACAAAAGUAUCAAUGGAGACACAGCCAUUACAUUUGUGUCUACGGGAGUUGAAGGUGCUUUUGCUACUGAAGAGCAUCCAUAUGCAGCCCAUGGCCCCUGGCUUCAGAUACUGUUGACUGAGGAGUUUGUGGAGCAAAUGCUGGGGGAUUUACAGGAACUUAACACUCGUGAGGAGACAAAGUUACCAAAGGAGUACAGUUGGCCAGAAAAGAAGCUGAAGAUCUCUGUCCUACCAGACUCUGUGUUUGAUAAUCCACUGCAAUGAGACAGAGACACUUCAUCACUAGAAAACUCCUGUAGACACACACUUCCAGAGUGGACCAUCAUGAACAGGAGACCUCUCAGAACAUGAGCUGUCAGGUCAGCACAGAUACGUCGUUCCCACAGUGGACUGGCCAGAGACUGUUUCACUCCUGAAAAUGAUCUGAGGGAUGAUCCAAACACUUUAGACUGUUACUGCAUUCUCAGACUAGCCCCACUGUUUACAACAUUUCUCUGAGGCUUGAAUGCUUUUGAGGAUGUCAAACCAGCCUGUCCAGAUGGUUGACCUUUUAAGAGUAAUCAUUAUAGGUGGCACACUAGCUGUAGGGCAAAUCAGGAUGUUGCCAUUCCUCCAGUAAGGCCUGCCAAGGUCUGAGGUCCAAAAUAUACGUCACUAAUGCAGUUGAUAGCGCAUCCUGUGAUCGCCCGGUGACUCAAGCGAUAACUUUGUUGUCGAAAAAACAGCCCUAUUUAUUCCACUGGCCUUUAGAACGGACGGAAAAGUCACACGUUGAACAUUUUUAUCAGUGUUUCUUUCAAUUGAGCUCAUGUGUAUAGUAUUUACAAAUGCUGGACAUUUUUGUCAUUUUUGUUUGUGGUCAUACCAAAGUUUUAACUGUUGGCAGUCCGCUGCCGAUACUGUCUGUGUGUCAAACAGGCUGAACUAUGAUUAACUAAUAUCCACUGCCUGUUUGUCUGGGAUAAUUAAACAAGCAUCUGACCUGUUUUCUUAUCUGGCAAAUGCUGCCGGUAUAACCACCUCUUCUCCCCUGUGCCAAGAACAUGACACCUGUGUUGAGUUUUUUUUCUCUCACAUAAUGGUGCGUGUUCUAAAGUCAUGAAAUGAAAUACAUCAAGUCCGUUGUAAAUGUUCAAAGACUGGGAAUCUGUGGUCCGUGUCUUCCCUCAACUGUUGUCUCCAGUUGCCACAUAAAUAUGAAUUGUGUUUUUGUUUUGUUUUAUCAGUAGGACCUGCUUGAAAAUGAGUAAAACUCCUCAGUGCCUUGUGUUGAAAAGGACCACGUAUUCUCUGUUGACUCUUGAUGCCUUGAUGCCUACAGCUCCCAGAUUGUUAAAGAGGAGUCACUUUGAAUCAAGGCUGCUGCAUUCAGUCUUUUUCUGAUACCGUCAUUGCAUUCCAUUUCAACACAAAAACCGAUAAGACUACUUUUACUACAAAAAUGUACUCUUAUACAACAUUUGAUGGCAUCUUAUUUUUGUUAGUCUUUUUCUAUUCAGUGACAAAUGUAAAGCUUAGACAUCAUUGAUAUGGUAUUUUGUAAUUACUAUUUUAUGACUGAACUGCCUGAUUGUAAUCCCCAAGUGCAUUAAAGCGUGUAGGUAUUUACACAAAUAAAGCUGGAACACUAAUGCAGAAUUA
Molecule: messenger RNA, 3006 nt
Organism: Sebastes umbrosus (honeycomb rockfish)
Lineage: Eukaryota; Metazoa; Chordata; Actinopteri; Perciformes; Sebastidae
Gene: sufu
Product: suppressor of fused homolog (Drosophila)
Exons: 12
Coding region: 214-1629 (471 amino acids)
Cellular component (GO): nucleus; cytoplasm
Molecular function (GO): transcription factor binding
Source: RefSeq, a predicted model, not a curated record